Molecule: messenger RNA, 1118 nt
Organism: Paramuricea clavata
Lineage: Eukaryota; Metazoa; Cnidaria; Anthozoa; Malacalcyonacea; Plexauridae
Source: the annotation of a GenBank genome assembly
AUGGAGAAAAGAAUGGCAAAUGUUGAGAAGGAUAUGGCGACAAAUAUGGGAGCAGUGGUUAUCAUGGAAACCCACAUGAAGAAUAUGGGGAAUCGAAUGGCCAAUGUAGAAAGAAACACCACGGAUAUGGAUGGAAAACUGGAAGCAGUAAAUAAUGAGGUGAGAAAAUUGAAAACAGCUUUUGUUGAUGGUUUUGAUGAAAUGAAGAAUGUUCUUGUCAAGAUGGAUAAGACAGAAGAAAACCCGAGAAAAGUGAAAAAUACAGCAAGUGGUGAUAAGGAAAAUAUAAUUGUUGCUGGAGGACAGAGAACUAACUCUGUAGAGAUGUUUAACUGGCGUCAAAGAACAUGGUCGCCAUUACAAUUGUUGCCGGAGAAGCGUUUUGGAGCAAUUUCAUUUGUUUACAACAAUUAUUUGACAAUUGCUGGAGGUUACUCUUGCUGGAGGUUACUCCAAACCCUGAUAUCUCAAUGCACUGGAAAGACUGUCCUAUUACACUACCUGCUAAGUUGUUAAACCACAGCAGUGUGCUGUAUAAUGACUUGAUAGUUACUGGUGGUUUUAAGGCAAAUUCAGUGUCUGAUUGUAUUCAUGAAGUCCGGCUAGUGCCUCCCUAUACUGUCAAGACCAUGUCAAGAAUGCCAGAAUGAAGACAAUUUCACAGCACGGAAAUAUUUGACGAUAAUUUGUUGAUCGUUGGUGGAAGAACAACUACCAGUUGCAGCAACAGCCUUAGCAGUGUCGUACUGUAUGAUGUAAGGAAGAAUGAAUGUCAACAGUCGUUGGCACCACUGCCGUAUGAAAUCAGUGAGAUGGCAACUGUGAGAUGGGGAGACAACAUUGUGGUUAUAGGCGGCCGUGAUAAACGUCGUAAAGCAUUAGAUACAGAUAUCAUUUGCAAUGACAACACAGAACAAAGUUAUUUCCUGACGGCAAUGAGAUGUAAGAGAUGGAAGUGUGCUGCAGUUGUUAUUGAAAACAAUAUUGUAGUACUGGGAGGAGAGAAUGAGCAAGGAGCACGAAAGUCAGUUGAAGCUUUCAACUUUGAAAGAUAUGCUUGGCUAGAGCUUUCAGAAAUGUCUCAAGCAAGAGAUUGGCACACUGCUGUUGUUGUGUGA